This is a messenger RNA of Oppia nitens, 1794 nucleotides long. RefSeq names its product L-sorbose 1-dehydrogenase-like. Gene Ontology annotation, molecular function: flavin adenine dinucleotide binding; oxidoreductase activity, acting on CH-OH group of donors. The coding region runs from base 1 to 1794 and encodes 597 amino acids. The record is from RefSeq and is a predicted model, not a curated record. Lineage: Eukaryota; Metazoa; Arthropoda; Arachnida; Sarcoptiformes; Oppiidae. The transcript is spliced from 4 exons.
AUGUUCUACAAUAUAUUAAGAUACAGACAACUUGAACACAACCAACUGGCCCACAGGACACCAUUGCCACCUAAACCUACAUACGAUUAUAUAGUAGUCGGCUCCGGUAGUGCCGGUGCUAUUGUCUCGUGUCGUCUAUCCGAAUGGGGUUCGGAUGUACUGUUGCUGGAAGCUGGCGGAGGUACCGAUGCCCUAUACGACGAUACACCCAUAUUGGGACUGUAUUUUCUGGGUCAACACUACCAGAGUUAUCGUUUUUUCCAGGUUGAGCCACAACCCUAUACGGGACAGUCGUAUUUUGGUGGCGAAUAUCAAAUACAUAGCAAUGUAUUAGGUGGUGGCUCUACUGUCAACGGUAUGGUAUAUAAUAGAGGUAAUCGUAAAUUUUUUGACACACUAUCCACAAAAUACGGUGCCAUUGGUUGGGAUUAUGCGAGUGUUUUGCCAGUAUUUAAACUGAUGGAAAAUAAUACCGACCCCCGGGUUAGCGAUGAAUAUCACGGACGUCAGGGACCGGUAGGCGUGUCGACAGCAAUCAAACAGAUACCGUUGUACGAAAAACAAGCCCAGGCUGCCCGGGAAUGGGGUCACCAGUCAAAUGAUUUUAAUGGCCAUAAUCAGACCGGGUUUACUGUUGCCCAGUCGACUAUUGCCAGGGGGUUGCGAUCGUCGACAUUGAAUGCCUAUUUGAAAAGUGGUCUGUGUCCCCGGUUGACUAUUGUUACCGGUGCUCAGGUAUCUAAAAUACUAAUUGAUCAUGAUGAUGACGAUGGUGAUAAUAAUAAUGGUAUACCCCGGGCCAAUGGUGUCACAUUUAUUAAGUAUAAUCAUACUUAUCAUGUAUGGGCCAAACGUGAGAUUAUAGUAUCGGCAGGUCCUAUACUAAGUCCACAGUUGCUAAUGUUGUCGGGUAUCGGACCAGUCGAUCAUCUUAACGAUAAAGGUAUUACCCGUAUAUAUGUCGACUUACCCGGUGUUGGCAGCAAUUACAGGGAUCACGUCAAUGUUGUCCUCGAAUUUCCCGUACACAACUAUCAGCCAGGUUUGAUUAAUCCGUCAAGUUUGACCCUGGAUACAGAUAAUCUGGGACAGUCACCGUAUACAUUGUUUUAUUUGUCUACACGUAACAAUCCCGAUCGGGAUGACUAUCCCGAUGUUUAUCUAUUUUCCGAAAUAGCCCUAAACGGUACACAACCGCCUGUUUCGGCCUACAAACCAUCGGAUAUUCAGAGUCCACUGUAUCAGCAGUUUGUCGACUAUAUCGGGGAACUGGAGUCUAACGAGUUUUUUCAAGUCCGAACAACAUUGGUUCGGGCAAUGAGUUCGGGUACGGUUCGGCUGAAUACCAGUCGAAUUGAGGAUCAACCGCUAAUUGAUCCCCGAUUUUUGACGGCCGAAAUCGAUCGCCUGCGGCUACGGGAGGCUGUAGUGGAAACGUUUCGGUUUGUCGAGACGACCAGUUUUGGCCAGUAUGUACGGCUACCGCGGGUACCGAUGCCACCGUGUCAGUACUGUCCCGAUGGUCGACCAGUUUAUCAGUGUCUCAGUUAUAUUGAUUGUCUAAUUAGGGAAUGGGCUGCCAAUCAGUUUCAUCCGAUGGGUACCUGUCGUAUGGGUGAUCCCAGCCAUAGGGAUACUGUAGUCGACCCGCGAUUGCGUGUCAAAGGUAUACGCGGGUUGCGUAUAGUCGACUCGUCCGUCUAUCCCGAGAUAGUCAAUGCCAAUCCAAAUGCAGCGGCAAUGUUGGUCGGAGAAAUGGGCGCCCGAUUUAUACGCGAAGAUAAUGCUAAUUAA